Molecule: messenger RNA, 1168 nt
Organism: Drosophila pseudoobscura
Lineage: Eukaryota; Metazoa; Arthropoda; Insecta; Diptera; Drosophilidae
Gene: AANATL7
Product: Arylalkylamine N-acetyltransferase-like 7
Exons: 2
Coding region: 203-892 (229 amino acids)
Molecular function (GO): N-acetyltransferase activity
Source: RefSeq, a predicted model, not a curated record
UGAGAGGAGAGGGAUACACGAGCACGCACCACAGCUCCGUGAUGCUGCUGCUGUGGCUCCAAGCUCCAGGCUCUACUCGUCGCAGUUCGCAUUUGGCAGCGCCCGCAAGUAGGUUACACAUUUUUUUCCAGGCUCGACAACAAGUGAAAGUAACUGAAAGCACCCAGGCACCCACCCACCCACUUGCACUAGCAUUGCAGUUAUGGAGUACAAACUGAUUGGACCAGAGCAUUACGAGCAGGUGAUCGACCACCUGAGGAGGAACUUCUUUGCGGACGAGCCACUGAACAAGGCCGCUGGACUGUGCCAGAAGGGAUUCGGGAACAGCGAGUUGGAGCACCACAGCCUGGAGACGCUGCACGAUAAGCUCAGCCUGAUGGCCGUGGAUCGCAGCGAAGGAGCUGAACAGGAGGAAUGCAAGAUAGCCGGAGUAAUACUGAACGGCAUCCUGCGCCCGGGCGACACAGCGCAGGCCCUGCAGAAGCUCCAGGCGAGUAGCGACCUCAACUUCAAGAAGAUCUUCGAGCUGCUCUACAGCCACAACCUGAAGGUUGAUCUCUUCGGGCGUUUCAAAGUCGAUCGAAUCUUUGAUGUGCGCAUCCUCUCGGUGGAUGCCAGCUACCGCGGCCAGGGCAUUGCCAAGGAGCUGGUUAGGCACGCCGAGUCGCUGGCCCGCAAGCGCGGCUUCCGCCUGCUCAAGGCGGAUGCCACGGGAAUCUUCUCGCAGAAGAUCCUCCGCUCCCACGGGUUCGAGCUAUUUGCCGAACAGCUGUACGCCAAGUACACGGACGCAGGCGGUCAGGUCGUCCUGCCCGUAGAGGCGCCGCACAUUAAACUCCAGCUGCUGACCAAAAAAGUGGGAAACGACGAUGGGGAUGAGGAUCCACAGUAAGGCAGCAGCUCGCAUUCAACAAUAAUCUUUUGUAUUUUCUACAGAGACACUCAACAUACAUAGUAUUUAUACAUUCACAAAGGUAUUGAUAAUCGUAUUGGAAUGUUGGCAGGACAUCAGCCUGAUCGGCGUCCUGUUUGCAUAAUUGCGUUUGUAAUUGUUGUUUUUUUUUUUUGGGGACCAACUGCGUCAGAUGCCGCGCGCGUAUCAAUGAUAUAACUAAACUCAAAUAAAGUCCACUGUUGUGCCAAAGAAAUGCUUCGCUUCGACAACGUA